GUUUCAUGGGGCUAUGUCUAUCUGAUACGAUGUAAGACGUUCGUGUUCAAUGGAGUACGGUGGUCCGAUUGACUGUUAAAAGCGUCAUUGGAAACGUCGUUUCGAUUAAAAUAUUUAUGUGUUAAUAAACUUUCCAGAAGACGCAGCUUACUUGCUAAACUUCUAGUUGACACACAAACCACAUUUAUUAAAUAUGAGGCGUAAGAGUGAAAGGAACAAAGCGAAAGUGGGAACUCCGGAAAAGGAAGUUGAAAAGCCAACCAGAAAGUCAACGCGUAGACGUGCAAAGCGGACACCAUCGACAUCACCAGAAGAGGAAAACGAUGAAUUACCAAAAAGUCUUGGUAGCAAGGAGACGGAAAAGAAGUCAGUGCAAGUUCAGAAAAAAGAAUUAGAGCAAAUAGAAGAACGUAAUGAAAAUAUUUUAUCUACUGAGGUGGAUAUUAAAAGCAAGUUGCAAGACGAGGAAGAGGACAAUACUGACGGAUCAGUAUGGAAAGUGUCAAGAGCCGAUGCAUCACCUGGCGAGAUACAGAAGCUGAAGUUAUGUAGACAACUCAAUCUGUCAGAAGGAUCAUCUGAUACUUCUUUAAGUAGGAAAAAAUCGAACAAGUGGCAGGAAAGUGGUGAGGGAGUUGCAGAGGAGGUUGACUCGGCAGACAAGCAACUGGUUUCUUGUACAAGAACACUCAGUAGCAAUGAACAGCCGAACGAUCCCUCCUCUUCAUACCCAGGUCAGGACUCCAACGAAGAGGUAAGUGAUAGCAAGGAGAUCCUGCCUGAAACCACUUCAGCCAACUUGUCUGACGAUAAACCAAACAUAGAUCAGCAAGGUGAAUCAAAUGAGGAAAAUAUCUUCAACGUAAACGCUGAUAGUGAUCCUACUAAGUUGAGUAGCACAACCAUGUUGGCUCCUAGUUCAGAUGGUAAUCGCUCAUCCAUGGAGACAAAUGUUAUACCAAAGGAAGAAAAAUCAUCUGUGGAAGAUGUCAGUGAAAAGUCAGCAGAAACAUUUAGUAAAGAAACUAGCAUUGAAAAUGCUAAAAGAGAGACGAGUAGUGACGAGGAGAACGACGAAAAGGUAAAAGCUCGUGAAAUAAAUUCGUCGUCCGAAUCAAACGAUGAAGUUCGUACUAAAAGUAGUAGAACCACCUGCAAAAUACAACCUGCCAAUCGCAGGAAGCAUAGAACCAAAUACAGAGAUUCGUCCAAUUCUGAUACACCUGAUUCAGAAGAUGAACCUCCUAUCAAAAGAGAUAUUGAAAUUGAUAAUUACGUGCAAGAAGAGAAGAUAAAUGCAGAGGACUCAGGUGAACAAAAAGAUAAUUCCGAAUCACCAAAAGCAAGGAAUAAUUUGUUAUUAAAUAAUGUGAACGUAGAAACUGAACCUUGUGAAGCAAAUAAACAGAAAUUGGAUAAUUUAAAUGAUAAGUCGGUAUCAACUACAGCGCAGUCCAUAGCUUAUAAGCCUAUAAAAGUAAAUUUGAAAAGAUCAUUCUCCUCAAGAAUGUUGACAGAGAAGAACGAUGCGAAAAAAGAUGACAAUGAUACAAACACGAAUAAUGAAACAGCUAUUUCAAACAAGGAAAAUCAUGAUAGUACCGAACAAAAUUCAAAAUGUGUUCCGAGAAAACGUCGGUGGGGCACUGCACUAUCUACCGAUACCGCACCUUCAUUUUCAAUUUCUACGGAUUCACUUAAAGCAUUAGUGCCAGGAGCAAGACCGUUGUCAAUAAAUGAAGUUCGCCUUUCAAAAGACGAUGACGAGGACAGAGAUCGUUAUCGGGUCAAUGAAAAAUGGCAUAAUUCUAACGAAGGAGCGAACGAUGAUAAAUCUGGCGAUGAAAGUCUUCUGCAAAAGAACGGCGGAACGAAAAAAGGGGAUGCAAAGAUAGAUAAUCACAUAGCGGCUAGACGUAAAAUAUCAAUCGUCAAAGAAACACCACAUGUGAAAUCUCCAAGUCCGCCUGCUACAAAGCCUACGAAUAUUCUUUUGAUCAAAAAUUUGGUUCGUCCUUUUACUUUAAAUCAAAUUAAAGAGCUUCUUUCACGUACUGGCACAAUCGUCGAAAAUGGAUUUUGGAUGGACAGAAUUAAAUCGAAGUGUUUUGUAGAGUAUGCCAAUGAGGAUCAGGCAUUUGAAACGAGACAAGCGUUGCACGGUAUAUCCUGGCCCGUGUCAAAUCCGAAGAGGCUACACGUUGAAUAUGCAACCAAAGAUGACAUGGAAUUGGCACGAGAAUUAUCAAAAGAUCAGUCCAUUCCAAGGAAAACAGAGCCUCUUGUACCAUCCGAUUCGUGGCAACAAGAUUGGAACCGUGAGGAAAGAACAAAUACAAAGGUGAUGGUAGUCCGAGAGUGGGAUCUGGGUAAAGAAGAUGGUCAGCAACACAUGAAGGAGAAGGAACGUGAAAAGAAAGAGCACGAUAAGAAGAGGCGACAGAGGAGUCGGAGUCCUGCGGUGGAAGCUCAUCUUCCGGCUCCAGCUCGUAAAUUUAAAAAGAAAGAAGACGACCCACCACCAGCUAAGCUUUUAGACGAUCUCUUUAGAAAAACGAAGGCGACGCCAUGCAUAUACUGGUUACCGCUUACAAACGAACAGAUAGUCGUAAAGGAAGAAAUGAGAAGGCAACACAUGGCGGAACACGCGCGCAGAUUAGAAGAAAUGAGACGCGCGGAGAGAAACAACAGGGAUGGUCGCCGCCGUCGGAGCCCAAGAAAAUAAUUCUCUAAUCUACCAUUGUCGAUAAACAUACCCUCUCCUCUGAUACAAAAAUUCCAAUUUUGACCAAUUCCAUUUUAAAAAAUGGCUCUAAAUCACGUACAGACAAACAGAUCUUUUUCCUUUUUCUUUUCAGUCGAUGGAUUUGUUGAAUACCGUUCCAAAGCAUUAAUUUUUCUCUUUUAUUCGACGCUUUGCAGGCUCUGUUUUAUAAUUACUGCUUUAAUGUUUCGCGUUAGAAUUUGUCGUUUUUUAAUUGAGGGUUUCCGCAAAAAGAACGAUACCUUUUUAUUUUAAUUUCAUUUUCGUACAUCCGUUUCAAGCAGUUUCUUAUUGAUUCGUUUGUUAACGUGUAACUUAUGAAAAUUGUUUGCAUGACCCUGGACCCUCUGAAUCCCUUCUAUCCCAAGUUUCAGCAUUAAACCGUACUUCUUACAGGUCGACAUUAACUAUUCAACAGUGUUUGCAUCGUCUAGGAGACAAGCAUCACGUUCUACGAUACAUCGUGGUAGCGCGGUAUCGCGAAACGCAGCUUGGGAAUUGGAGAAUAAUUGAACCCGUGAAAUGAAAUGAAUUUAGUAAUUCGUGAUUAUUGAAAAUACUGUUUGUCUUUUUACGAAAAGAAAAGUAAAGAUGAAAGUUGGGCAAAAGCAUAGCAGCACCAAACGCCGCCCAGAUGGUGAGACUGUGGUUUAUUGACUGACAUGAAGUUGUCCUAAGUGUCGAGAGAAUAUCUCGUCUCUCUCUCUCUGAAUUACUUUGUUUCUUUCGUCAGUAGAAAAGUAGCCAGGCUUCCUUGACAUGUACUACCACCACUUGGUAGUAAUGUGUAAAGUUUUGGUGUUUCUUUCACGUGAUGCAUCCGCACAGUCAGAAACACGUUUGUACAUAAAAGAUUAUUCAAUAUUCCGUGACUAUAUGUAAAAUUAUUAAUAAAUGUAAUACAGUAUAGGAUUACGUAUGAAAGUACACUGUAUUUAGUGAAAAGAAAAAAAAAA
This is a messenger RNA of Osmia lignaria (orchard mason bee), 3720 nucleotides long. RefSeq names its product apoptotic chromatin condensation inducer acinus (gene Acn). Gene Ontology annotation, biological process: RNA splicing. Gene Ontology annotation, cellular component: precatalytic spliceosome; ASAP complex. NCBI's taxonomy places the organism in Eukaryota, Metazoa, Arthropoda, Insecta, Hymenoptera, Megachilidae. The record is from RefSeq and is a predicted model, not a curated record. Gene Ontology annotation, molecular function: RNA binding.